AUGAAUAAUUUUUGGGAUGAAAUUAAUGUUCUAAAUAUUAAUGAAAUUUAUAAUCCUUUACAAAAUUUUUUAGAUAAUUGGAAUAUCUUUACAGAAAAUACCAAUGAGGCUUUGGAUAAUUUGGGAACUAAUAAUGAAAAUAUAUCUUUAAGUUUACAAUAUGAAACUACUCAAAAUGAAGUACCUAAUGAGCAGCAAAAUUUGAACAUGGAUGAAAACUUUGAAAAUAGUUCUGAUGAAAGCUCUUCUGAUGAAAAUAAUGAACAAUCAAUAAUUGAUAAAAUCAAAAAAGACUUACAACAUGAAGUUAAUAAUAAUACUGAAUUUACUUUACUUUUUGAAGGCUACAAGGAUUAUAAAACCUUCAAAAAUAUUGUCUAUAAAAUUGAACAACUUGAAAAAUGUAAAGGUGUCAACAAGCAAAGGUUGGAAAUAGCUUACUAUCUUGGUGAACUAAGGACCAAAAACCAACUUAAUAAUAAGUUUAUUCGAAAAAUAAGGAAUAAACUAAUAGUAAAGUUCAACAAAUCCAAAUCUGCAAAAAUUUAG
Scutellospora calospora is the source of this 549-nucleotide messenger RNA. The record is from the annotation of a GenBank genome assembly. NCBI's taxonomy places the organism in Eukaryota, Fungi, Glomeromycota, Glomeromycetes, Diversisporales, Gigasporaceae.